Strongylocentrotus purpuratus (purple sea urchin) is the source of this 1242-nucleotide messenger RNA. Its product is annotated as golgin subfamily A member 6-like protein 6. The transcript is spliced from 5 exons. The record is from RefSeq and is a predicted model, not a curated record. The coding region runs from base 1 to 1242 and encodes 413 amino acids. NCBI's taxonomy places the organism in Eukaryota, Metazoa, Echinodermata, Echinoidea, Camarodonta, Strongylocentrotidae.
AUGGGGUGCAUACGCAGCAAACCAGUUCAUCAUCAGGAUGAAAACGAGGACGGGUACGUCUUUGACGACGUUGAUGAAAUCCAAAGUACUGGAUUCAAGCUGGAGAUUAAAUCUUUCGAAAAGAUUGGAAACGAUUUGGGAGCCGGAGAGACAGAGAGUGAUGCUGAUGACAACAAACAGGAGAAAUCAGUUGAUGAUUAUGCCCUGGCAAAGAGAAUGCAACUUCUGAGGGAUAUUGCAGAACUUCAGAUGACACAGCUCAGACUGGCCCGUGACAGGUUCCACUGGUCCAUCAUCCAAAGGGAUGCCAGGAGAGUGGUUGCAUCGCUGAAGAGCCAUCCAUUCUACGAUGAAGAGUCUGAAGACAUCCAGACUAAUGGAGAGAUGUCUUUGACGGGGAAUGAUGCUACCGAGCUGAAGGAAACCGAAUCAAAGGACAAAUCGCCUGCAAAGGAAGUUGCAAUCUGGCUUCUCGACGUCGUUCUCAACAACAUCGAUUAUGACGCUCAGAAGGUCGAGGACAAGGAGGAGCAGGAGCUAGAGCAGGAGAUAGAGCAGGAGCAGGAGGAGGAGCAAGAGCAGGAGGAGAAGUGUGACGACAACGAUACAGAGGUGCCCGAUUGUGGCUAUUUCCAGGAGGAGGAGGAGGAUGGGAAGGAGGACAGGAAGGAGAAAGACGAGGAGAAAAGGGAGGAGGUGGAAGAGGACGAAGGCGAGGAGAAGAACAAGGAGAAAAAGGAGGACGAGGAGAAGGACGAGGAGGAGAUGAAAGAGAAGGAUGAGAAGAUUGAGGAGGAGGAGAAGGAAGAGGAGGAUGACGAAGAGUUUGAAUGUGACGAAAACGAUACACAUCUGCCAGAUUUUGGAUACUUCCAGUUCAAAAGAUUAGACCAAACCAGGAUGACCACCCGAAGACAUAGCAGGUUGCCGCCACCAUCAAGUGUUAAUAUUGACCAACCCAUCGAAAACGAAAGGAUACUUUUGGAUGACUAUAACAACCUUGACGCACCACACCAAGUUUAUUCCCAUGAUAUCAAAACAGACUUGAAUCAAUCACAACCAAAUGAUGAAGAAAGCAGUAUUGAUGAGGACAGGGAAAAGAGGAGGCUACAAUGGCUGGCGAAUAGGAAGUCAACUAACCCUGCUGUCCAUUGCCAACAAGAACUGCAGACGAACACACAGCCAAGAGAGAUCGACAUCGAUUCUGCAGUAGCAAGGAAAAAGUUUCCGUGGAUGCGCUAA